Molecule: messenger RNA, 1233 nt
Organism: Rhodofomes roseus
Lineage: Eukaryota; Fungi; Basidiomycota; Agaricomycetes; Polyporales; Fomitopsidaceae
Exons: 2
Coding region: 211-1164 (317 amino acids)
Source: RefSeq, a predicted model, not a curated record
CGAGCGCUGCGCUCGCUCGUCGUUUGGCUCGCCGCGAAAGGCUAGGGAAGCGAUGGUAAUAUACGUUGCGGCGGCUAAUCAGGGUCAACCAGGAGGACUUAAAAGCAGGCAGGUGCAACGGAUACUCCCUAGCUCUCGAGCUACCCACUUCGUUCACUUGCAUCUUCACCGAGUCGCAUCUUCGCCGAGUCGCAUCUUCACCGAGUCGUAAUGCGUGCCAACGUCCUCCUCGCCUUCGUUCUCUCCGCGGUCUCCGCUGCACCUGUUUUGGCCCUCCCGGUCGACGUUUCGGACCUCUCUGUGCGAGACGCCGGCCUCUACGUCCGCGAGCCGAUGCCCAUCGUUGCUGACCGCGAUAUGGUGAAGCCGCCGCCUGUCAAGGGCCCCGGUAACGGCGAACCUGACCAUCACAAGCGAGAGGACGACCACGAUCAUCACCCGACGCACGUCGUUCCUCGUGGACCCGUCAAGACUCCUGCGAAGGGUCCCAACGGCGGGCCCAACCAGAACCCCAAACGCGAGGACGAUCACGACCAUCAUCCGACGCAUGUGGCGGCUCGCGGUCCCGUCAAGACCCCCGCGCAGGGUCCGGGUGGUGAGCCCAACCAUAGCCCAGGCAACCCCAAGCGCGAGGACGAUCACGGCCACCACCCAACGCACGUCACUGCUCGCGAUGCAGUCAAGACACCCACGAAGGGCCCGGGAAACGGCGAGCCUGAUCACCCCAAGCGCGAGGAGGAUCAUGACCACCACCCGACGCACGUCGCGGCUCGCGGCCCUGUCAAGACGCCUACGAAGGGCCCGGGGAAUGAUGUCCCUAACCACCACAAGCGGGAGGACGAGCAUCACCCGACUCACGUCGUUGCUCGUGGCCCUGUCAAGACCCCCAUCCGGGGUCCUGGGGGUGCUGAGCCCAACCCGAAUCCCAAGCGCGAGGACGACCACGACCAUCACCCGACUCACGUCGCUGCUCGUGGUCCCGUCAAGACGCCUGUGAAGGGCCCGGGAAACGGCGAGACUGACCACCCCAAACGUGAUGACGAUCACAAGCACAAGGACGAGCCGACUCAUGUCGCUGCGCGUGCUCCUGUCAAGGCUCCCACCAAAGUUCCUGGCGGUGGGCCCGAGCACAGCGACGAGCCGGAGGGCGCUCAGCUUAAUUGAGAAGGCGGCUGAGAGCUCAUAGAUGACAUGGACUCGGACUAAUGGAUACGGACUACAAAGUUUGACUCA